Messenger RNA from Ogataea philodendri, 900 nucleotides. RefSeq lists its product as uncharacterized. The record is from RefSeq and is a predicted model, not a curated record. Gene Ontology annotation, cellular component: pre-snoRNP complex; nucleus. The coding region runs from base 1 to 900 and encodes 299 amino acids. The transcript has a single exon. NCBI's taxonomy places the organism in Eukaryota, Fungi, Ascomycota, Pichiomycetes, Pichiales, Pichiaceae. Gene Ontology annotation, biological process: box C/D snoRNP assembly; maturation of LSU-rRNA from tricistronic rRNA transcript (SSU-rRNA, 5.8S rRNA, LSU-rRNA); snoRNA localization.
AUGCGGUGCUCACAAUGUCAAAACUCCGAAUCCAAGUAUAAAUGCCCAGGUUGCGGGAAUCAAACCUGUUCUUUAGACUGUUUCAAACAGCAUAAAAUCACCAGAGAGUGCUCUGGUCUCAGUGAUGUUUCCGAAGGGAAAACUACCUAUAAGACAAAAAGUGAACUUUCACAGUUAGAUGUACAUCGAGACUAUAAUUUUCUUUCAAAGAUCGGUCGUCAAAUACAACUAGGAAGGAGAGCUGCUGAUUCUAUAAACGCUCAUCAAAGACGUGCACAUUUGAAUGAACGGAGAACCCCUCGCAAACAAAGAGGUCCUCAAAGAUUAAAAGCUCAGGCAAGAGUAAGAUCCUCCGAACUCGAAGGUAAAUCUGAUUCUUUAUUGCCUCCAUCUACAAAUACAACGAAACCGUUCAGAGUGAAUUGGAUUCGUAUCAACGAGAAACUUCAACAAGUUGCCGAUAUCAGUAAGGACACAGACUUUCACAGUACCAUAGAGGUCUCUUGUCCCCAUGAGCUUCUAUCUUUUGAAAUCACAAACGAUGAGCAUGGCUCGCAGUUGUCUGCAGCUACAUCUAAUGAUACGUCAAAGGAGGUCAAAGAUAAUUUUGACUUCUUUUUGUCAUGCAAAUUUUCCUCCAAUGAAGAAACCAAACAGCUGGAUCCCAACAUUUCAUUUUCAGACUUGUUGAAUGAACAGACUCAAGCCGAUUCUAUCACAAUUUAUGUCUCGUACAAGAACACGGUGAGCCGGAGUUCGAUUUAUGAGUUUGAUCAAAAAUUUAAUAACAGUUCUCAUCUGAUCAAUUCAUUGGAAACCCGUGUCGAAGGUGAGUCGAGCGACGAUGAGCCACCAGAGUUAUCUCUUCUAAUAACACAGUCGACUAAAGCAUCUUCAUAA